Messenger RNA from Dracunculus medinensis (Guinea worm), 861 nucleotides. Lineage: Eukaryota; Metazoa; Nematoda; Chromadorea; Rhabditida; Dracunculidae. The record is from the annotation of a GenBank genome assembly.
GUUUGGAAGAAUUUUAGGAAAAAUGCUCAACUUGAAGAAGAAAAGCAUUUGAUUGAAUAUGUUCUCAGCAAAUCUGAUAAUUCGAAAUCCGAUAAUUUUUUUAAAUUGCGAACCUUUUUAUCAUCGUUUAUUGGCUGUUUGUGCAUUGUUGCUUGCGGCAUUGUUCCCGCAUUUAUUUUACCUACUGAAAGUAAUGUUUUUCGACAAACUGAAGCUGGGCAGCGUAAACUCAAUUUACUAUUAAGUUUUGCUGUGGGCAGUUUGUUGGGUGAUGUUUUUCUGCAUUUGCUUCCUGAAGCUUGGGCAGACUCAAAGGCUGACAAAUUUGCAACCGGAAUUUGGAUUUUAAUCGGCCUUUUAUCCUGUUUUAUUAUUGAGAAAUGUUGUACGACGACAGAAGACAGCCAAAGGAAGGCUUGUGCAAUUGUGAAUUUAAUUGCUAAUUUUAUUGACAAUUUUACUCAUGGACUUGCCGUUGGAGGAUCAUUUGUGAUAAGUCAUAAGUUGGGCAUUCUGACUACAUUCGCAAUUAUCAUUCAUGAACUUCCUCACGAAAUUAGUGAUUUUGCAAUCUUACUUCGAGGUAAUUUUGGAAAAUGGACGGCUAUUAAAGCUCAGUUAGUGACGGCAACGGGCGGAAUUUUUGGUGCAUCUGUCGCCUUAUUUUUUCAUGUUGGAAGUGGAAUGGAUGGUAUUGUUCAACAUAUAUUACCUUUUACGGCUGGUGGUUUUCUUAAUAUAGCGUUGGCACAAAUAUUACCCGAAUUGUUGCAAGAAUCAAACCCAAAGGAAAGUAUGUUACAAUUGCUUUUGCUAUUUGGUGGCGUAGCUGUGAUGGGAGUUUUAGGCCAAUUCUGCUAA